AUGCGCGCGUGGACGCCCACGCGCGAGCGCGCGCCGCUCCUGCGCGAGCGCGCGUGCGAUGCGGCGCGCGCGUCGGCGACGGUGACGCGCGACGGCGACGCGGACGAAGAGCUCGGCGGGGACGGGACGACGACGACGUCGACGACGGGCGAGCGAUGCGCGCGGGCGGACGACGGUGCGGGGGGGAGAAUGACGAUGCGAGGCGUGAUCGGUGUCGUCGCCCUCGCGGGCGUCGCGGUGAGCGCGGUGGUGGCGCGAGGGGGGGGCGCGGGCGGGGCGCGGAGCGCGCUCGGCGCGCCGAGCGCGAACGCGAACGGCAAGCCGAAGAUCGCGGCGGUGGCCAAGGCGUACAGUCACAACGCGGAGGGGAGGGUCGAUCCACUCGCGGUGGCGGCGGCGAUGGAUCCCGUUCGGCACGCGUACCUUCCGGACGCGUUUCACGGGUACGAUCCGAGAAUGAACGUGACCGAGUACGCGCACCCGCCGGCGGUGACGAAAUCUAAAACGGGAUUCACGCUGUGCGUGGACAUCGCUCGAGAUGCGUGGGAUUCGACGUAUACCAAGGGGUUCGGUGCGCUUUUCGAGCCGGGAUCGUGCUUUGAGAACGUCGUCACGGGGAACUGCGACAAUUCGAUCGAGAGCCGCCGAGCGGACGUGCGCGUCUUCAGUCAGUCGGCCUACCUUUGGCGCGGCGCACACAAAGGUCCGCACGGCGAGUUCAACAAGCCUGAUAAGGUGAAUGAUGGACAAAUCGAUCUGUACUUCGCACACGAGGCCGCGGGAACGUUCGGGGGCGAGCUGAGGAAGGACCACCUGAUGAAGAAGUUUGACUACAUUGGGUACUUUGACAGAACGCGCUCGGCGUUUUGGUGGCCAUUCGGCCCGACGCUGAACUCUAUGACGGAGAGUUUUCCAGCGUACACGAUCCCACACAGUCGGAGAACUCCUGGGGUGGCUUGGAUCGCGAUCGACUGCCUUCCGCCGCGACCCGCCAUUCUCUGGGAGAUUUCUCAGCGCUUUCCCGUCUUUUCGAUGGGCUCGUGCGCGAACAACGCGAUGAAGCCGGCCAAGCUUCCAGGUCGGGGCAUCGACAACUUAGACUAUCAGAUGAGUAUGGCCAAUCUUAUGUUCUACUUCGCCAUGGAGAACGCGCCGCUGUGCGAGGGAUACAUGACGGAGAAGAUUUGGUUGGCGCUUCAACGAGGAUCAAUUCCGAUUUACGCCGCCACGGAUAGCAUGCGAGAGCUGAUGCCGUCGAAGAAAUCCUUCAUUGAUCUCACGCAGUAUCCAGACGUCGACUCGUUGGUUCACGAAUUGGCGUUGAUAGCGCGAAACGAGACCAGGUAUCGCGAGUACACCGAUUGGCGAUAUCAGCAUCCAAAGACGUGGCAACCAGGAUUCCGCCAGCUGUUGCGAGUGAUGAGUAGCGAUAUCAAGGUUGGGUUGUGUGCGAUUUUACAAAAGGGACCGAGUGAGUUUCCCACGGCGAAGUCACAGGGGGGUUGCGUCGGUUACCAGACAAAGAUUCUCGGUAGAAUAGCCGGCCAGGGGUUCCGCACCGGCAAGGGCUCCAAUCUAGGUCUGCGCAACGCACUCGAUUUCCUCGACGAGCUGGACUGCGCGAGCAGGAAAACUAUCAACCGCCCCGAGCAAGACGACAUCGAAAAUGGCGCCGGCUCCCCGAGGCGACGACAGGGUCCUCGAGGCGAUCGAUGCUACAGACUCAAAGACCACGCGAUGAAGGUUGCAGGAGUGAUGAAUCGUGCCGACGCUCCGGGCAAGGUGGUGGUUCAGACGGAGCAGCACGAGAAACUGGCAAAGGGCAAGGGCGAUAAUCAACCCGCGGUUGAAACACCGAAGGCACAGCAGACGACGGCGGCGAAGGCUCAAGCGCCCAAGGCCACGACGCCGCAGCAAAAGCCGGCGGCGCAACCGGUCAAGGCAACUCCGCAAAAGCCGAACACAGAGCCGAAGCAGUCAACGACCCCGAGGAUUUGGCACGGACUCGAGGAGUGGAUCCCACCCAAGAGCAAACAGCAACAGCAACCGCAACCGGCGAACGCUUCGCCGCGACCGACGACUGAGCCGUCGCAAACCAACACGACGACCGCAUCGCAAAAGACCAAGGAUGCAUAG
Messenger RNA from Ostreococcus tauri, 2136 nucleotides. RefSeq names its product Peptidase S24/S26A/S26B/S26C. Gene Ontology annotation, molecular function: alpha-(1->3)-fucosyltransferase activity. Gene Ontology annotation, cellular component: membrane. The transcript has a single exon. The coding region runs from base 1 to 2136 and encodes 711 amino acids. NCBI's taxonomy places the organism in Eukaryota, Viridiplantae, Chlorophyta, Mamiellophyceae, Mamiellales, Bathycoccaceae. The record is from RefSeq and is a predicted model, not a curated record.